GGGUCGCGCCCCGGAGCCCUGCAGCACCUCCGAGGGAUCGCGGCACCGGGAUCCAUGCGCGAAGAGUCCGCCGCCCCCGACGUGCUGCCUCGCUGCUUGCGGCAGGGCAUGAGAUGCCCCCUGGCGGCACGUUUCCUCGCCCGGGAGCCGCGCUGAGCUGCAGGUGACCUGCUUUCCGAGGGCCGCGCAAGGCUGCGCUCCUUCUUCGGACGCCGCAAAGGAAAGCGAGGAGGCCUUUGGCCGGGGCUCCUGCCGGCCUCAUGGAGAAGGCGAGCUCGGACGGGGCGUUCUCUCACCCCCUGGAGCCCCCCGCCGACCCGCUGCAAGGCGUCGGCAAGGCGCCGUCGGGGGAGAAGCGCUUCAGGCUGUGGUACGUGGGCUGGUCGUGCCUGGACCGGCGCACCACGCUGCCCAUGCUGCCAUGGCUGGUGGCCGAGAUCCGUCGGCGCAGCCAGAAGCAGGAGCCCAGCGCGGUGCCCGCCCGCGAAGUGCUGCUGCUGCUGGGCUCGCCCAACCUGCGCUGCAUCCCGUCGGCCAGCAGCGCCGCCAACCCGGCCGUCUUCAUCUUCGAGCACAAGGCGCAGCACAUCGCGCGCUUCAUCCACAACAGCCACGACCUCACCUACUUCGCCUACCUGAUCAAGGCGCAGCCCGACGACCCCGAGUCCCCCAUGGCUUGCCACGUCUUCAAGGCCACCGACCCCAGCCAGGUUCCAGAUGUCAUCAGCAGCAUAAGACAGGUUUGCAAAGCAGCCCUGAAAGAGGACGCCAAGCCUAACAAAGACAGCGAAGAUGCCUUCUACAACUCUCAAAAAUUUGAGGUUCUGUACUGUGGCAAAGUGACGGUGGCACACAAAAAGGCGCCUUCCAGCCUGAUUGACGACUGCAUCGAGAAGUUCAACCUGCACGAGCGUCAGCGCCUGAAACUCUUGAGCGAGCAGAGGAAUGCGGAAUCGAUCACGGAUCUUAUGGAGUGCGAUGGGGAGCUUCCCUCUUCUCCCUUGGAUAGUCCGUUUGAGGAGGUGGACGGCCUAAACGGUGGUAGCCCCGGGAUGUUCAUAGUUGGAAGCCAGCCCAACCUGGCCAGCUUGGCCAGCUCCCGCGUCUCUUUCCCCGAGCGCAUUUUGGAGGAUUCAGGGUUUGAUGAGCAGCAGGAGUUCCGAUCCCGGUGCAGCAGUGUUACGGGUGUCAUGCAAAGGAAGGUUCAUGACAAUAGUUUGAAAACACAAUCCCGGAGACGUCACGCAAGUGCCCCUAGCCACGUCCAGCCUUCUGACUCCGAAAAGAACAGGACAAUGCUUUUUCAGGUUGGUCGAUUUGAAAUUAACCUCAUCAGUCCAGAUACGAAAUCGGUUGUGUUUGAGAAGAACUUUAAAGAUAUCUCCUCAUGUUCUCAGGGCAUAAGACACAUAGAUCACUUUGGUUUUAUUUGUCGGGAAUCUGCGGAACCUGGGAUCAAUCAGUAUGUUUGCUAUGUGUUCCAGUGUGCAAGCGAAUCUCUGGUGGAUGAAGUAAUGCUCACUCUCAAACAAGCGUUCAGCACGGCUGCAGCCCUCCAGAGUGCCAAGACUCAGAUUAAGCUGUGCGAGGCCUGCCCAAUGCACUCACUGCACAAGCUCUGUGAAAGGAUUGAAGGUCUUUAUCCACCAAGAGCCAAACUUGUGAUUCAGAAACAUCUGUCCUCUCUCAGUGACAAUGAGCAAGCUGACAUCUUUGAGCGUGUGCAGAAAAUGAAGCCCGUUACUGACCAGGAAGACAAUGAGCUGGUGAUCUUACACUUGCGACAACUGUGUGAAGCUAAACAAAAGGCUCACGUGCAUAUUGGAGAGGCCCCAAUGAAUGCCUCCAACACGACAGUUCCAGAGAACGCAGCUAGUGGUGGCAGAUUCAAACUUGACAUUCUGAAAAACAAGGCCAAGAAAUCUUUGACCAGCUCUCUAGAAAACAUUUUCUCAAGGGGAGCUAACCGAAUGCGCGGCCGGUUGGGGAGCAUGGACAGCUUUGAAAGGUGCAACAACCUCACUUCUGACAAAGAAUGCUCUUCUGGGGAAUCUCCUUCCACGACGCCCCCUGCUUCUCCCGUAUCCUCGGCUUGGCAGCCCUUCCCCGAAGAGGAUUCCGAUUCUCCCCAGUUCAGGAGACGAGCUCAUACCUUUAGCCACCCACCGUCCAGCGCCAAAAAGAGGAUUACUUUCCAAGACGGAAGGUCUCAAAGUGUCAAGUCUCCUCUCCUGAGACAGAACUCUGUGGAGCAUGGCAGACUGACAAUUGCCCGACGCGCUCGCAGUGAGAGUGAAUCAUCUGCGCCGUCGAGUCUCCCUUCUUCCUUCUCUGCCCCAUCUUUCCUGAAAAGCUUUUACCAGAGCUCAGGAAAACCGUCUCCUCAGUCUGAAAAUGAGCUCCCCCAGAGUGAUGGGGAAAGAAGAAAAAGGACCUCAUCUGUGUGCAGCAAUGACUCUCUAAAUGCUGGGGGAAUUACUCUUACCCCCCGCCGGAUUUCCUGGCGGCAGAGAAUCUUCCUAAGGGUGGCAUCACCCAUGAAGAAAUCGCCCUCAGCAAUGCAACUUCAAGAUGGAGGUGAUGUAAAUGAAUUGUUGCCGCUGUCUCCUCUUGCGCGAUCUUUUGAUGAAGACCCCCUUGUUUCCUUAUUGCAAAACGAUGAUGUUCAAGAUAAGACUGGGGAGAAAAAGAACUCUGAAGAGCUGCAGAGUCUGUGGAGAAAAGCCAUCCAUCAGCAAAUACUGCUGCUUCGAAUGGAAAAGGAAAACCAGAAAUUGGAAGCAAGCAGAGAUGAGCUCCAGUCCAGAAAGGUUAAGCUGGACUAUGAGGAAGUUGGUACUUGUCAGAAAGACGCUAUCAAUAUCUGGGAUAAGAAGCUGUUGAAUUGCAGAGCCAAAAUCAGAUGCGACAUGGAAGAUAUCCAUGCAACUCUGAAAGAUGGUGUUCCCAAAAGUCGCCGGGGAGAAAUAUGGCAAUUUCUUGCUGUGCAGCAUCGCGUAAGGCACCGGCUACCAAAUAAACAGCAGCCCCCUGAUAUCUCAUACAAAGAACUCCUGAAACAGUUGACAGCUCAGCAACAUGCAAUCCUUGUAGACCUAGGGAGGACCUUCCCAACACAUCCUUACUUCUCUGCUCAGUUAGGAGCAGGACAGCUCUCCCUCUUCAAUCUUCUGAAAGCUUAUUCCUUGCUGGACAAGGAGGUGGGCUACUGCCAAGGUAUCAGCUUUGUAGCUGGGGUGCUGCUCCUCCACAUGAGCGAAGAACAAGCCUUCGAAAUGCUCAAAUUCCUCAUGUACGACCUCGGCUUCCGGAAGCAGUACAGGCCGGACAUGAUGUCGCUACAGAUCCAGAUGUACCAGCUAUCGAGGCUACUGCAUGAUUACCACAGAGACCUCUACAACCACCUUGAAGAGAACGAGAUCAGCCCCAGCCUUUAUGCUGCCCCCUGGUUUCUGACUUUAUUUGCUUCGCAGUUUCCAUUGGGAUUUGUAGCCAGAGUGUUUGACAUUAUAUUUCUUCAGGGAACAGAAGUCAUAUUUAAAGUAGCACUGAGUUUGCUAAGCAGCCAAGAGGAAGACAUCAUGACGUGCGAGGCUUUUGAAAGCAUCGUCGAGUUUCUGAAAAACACUCUACCAGACAUGACAAAGCUCCAAAUGGAAAAGAUUAUGACGCAGGUCUUUGAGAUGGAUAUUUCCAAACAGCUGCAUGCCUAUGAGGUGGAGUACCACGUUCUGCAAGACGAACUGCAAGAGAACUCAAAUCUGUGCGAUGAUGGGGAGGCUCCCGAGAAACUCGAAAGGGCAAACAAUCAGCUGAAGAGGCAGAAUAUGGACCUCCUGGAGAAACUACAGGCAGCCCAUGCUAAAAUCCAGAGUGUGGAAUCGAACCUGGAAGACGUCUUGGAAAGGGAGAGCAAGAUGAAGAGCUUAAUUCAGUCUCUGGAAGAAGAGAAGGCGCUCUAUAGAAAGACUAUUGAGAAAAUCUGUAAAUACUUGCCGGAAGAGGUGCUGCCUGACUGUGAACAGCUGCUAAAGGAAGCAAACUGUAACCCAAGCAAAUUUUAGAAAUAAGCCAUAAGUGAAGCGUUGCAGGCAACACGGUUUCGAACAAUAAAGAAAAGGGAAAACGACAAACGUAGAAGGUAUCUGCAUAAUCACACACGGGUACUGGGAUUCUUCUAGCAGCGGAGAGGCCUUUUAAAAUCUUGAUAUGCAAAUCCCAGGUUAAAUGUUUUUAAUAAUGGGUGUACAUAAAUAGCAAUGCAAAAAAAAAAAAGGAAAGAAAAAGAAGAUUGGAUCUAAAGAAGACAAUUAGAUGUAUAUUUAGGAUUGGUGUAAAGGGAAAGAGAUGAAAGUCCACCCUUUUGGACCGCUGGUAACUUAAAUGUCAACUUCAAUAUGUUCUCUGGAUCUAGUGAAAGGAACAUGUUGUUGUCUUUAUAUACAUUGAUCAAUACUUGAAAAGAAAACAAGAAUGUAAUUGUUCCCCUCCAAAGAACAGCAUGUUUUCCAUUUUAGUUGGGGAUUUCUUUUGUGUUUCGUGUAAGGUUUUUUUCUGUGUGUGUGUGUGUCUCUGGCCAUUUUUGUGGAGGACAUCCCUGUAAGCUCUUACGUGCCUGCAGUUCAUUCUGCUGACUUUCACAUACGUCCAAGAAUAACCCUGACCGGCUGUCAUUCUGCGGCUCAGCUGUUGAGGAGAGUUCAACGGGGCCAUGUUUCUCCUGCAUGCAGAGAAGUGGCCAUGCCUUAUUCUCCCCAACGGAGGCCGGAAAAGCGAAGGUUGGAAGCCGUUCCUCUUCCCCCGUUCACUGUGGUGUGAAAUUAAGAGCCGAAACAGGCUCUUGGAGAUCUCGCAUGAUGUAUCUCGCUGGAGAUACACCAUGAUGAAUAGCCGGUUGGCUGUGAAAUGUGUGAACGCUCCCUCAAAUAAACUACUCCCUUCAUCAUAUACAGAACUAGCACGUGUUUCCAAGGUAGCUUUCCCCUCUGACGCGCUAGCUCUGUAGGUGUAGGAAUCAUUUUAUGUGGGGAAAGAAUAGAAGUUUUCGUUUCUCACCCAUUUUCUCACAUGAUGCACACCAACAGAUACGUUACAUGGAGUUCCUGCCUGUCUUCUGGCACAUAAGAUAACCUUCGAUUUGAAUGCUGCUUCAUGCAGUUUAAUAUGUGAUGAAUACAUGGUUUCAACGAGCCAAGGAAGCCUUGUAAGAGUCCCCAACCUCUCUCUGUGCAAAGGGCCAAUGACCCGUCCAGAUUUUUCCCUUUAUUGGGAUAUGGGCACUGACACACCUUCAGGAUUCUCUAUGUAGACUAUUGCGAUGCCUCAAAAAUGCCCUUGCCUCAGAGAAGCAGAUAGACGUGUUUACUCUGCAGGGAAGCCGUCGUCCAAAUCUAGUGGUUCGUACAUUUCAGCUUACGAUAUCUGUUCUGUGGCGUACCUUUUCUCGUUUUGUUUAGAAGCAGGAUUCAAUACCAAUAGACACAGUUCAAUGCUUUUUCCGGGCUUUUCCCAUUCUUUUAUCAGUCUCUGAUUUUGCACAGCGCUGAAGAUCUGUUGUUUCUGGAAGCCACUUCUGUCUUGUAGACCCGACCCUGAAGUCGAUCUUCGAUCUGAGGGAGCUAUGAAAAUAGCAGUUAAUCAUGCGCAGGAAAUUUGCAUUUGUGGGAACAUGCUUGAAUCGAAUUAUCGUAACAUCCAGUGGGGAUUUAUUUGUUAUAUUUUUCCAGGUAUUGUUGUUUUUUUUAGAAAAAUAAUAAUAAGCCAAGUGCCAAAUUCAGCCAAGUGUCUUACUCAUAGGUGUGGGGUGAGCUGGAGAGAGUGCCAAUAUUUCCUUUGUAAAAUGCAUAAUGCAAGCGACAAGCAAAUCCGAGGGACAACAAAGUUGGUUUUCUGAUUUAAAACGGCAGUAUCAGUCUUUUCUUGUUAGUUGAUAACAAUGGUGUGAUCAUCACGGGGCACAGUCUAGCAGGUGACAUUGUAGGAAAUUCCACUGUGGAAGACAGAUUUCUAAUAGAUUGUGCCUAGCAUUAUUUUCUUACCCAAAUGAAUAAACUCACAUGGAAUCCGGUGAAAUCAUACUAAUAAUUGCAUUUUCCCAGGUGGAAGGGGGAAAGUAAUUCUCCUUUUUUUUGCAAUUUCACUUGAAGCAAUAUUGUGCAUACAGAACCAGUCCCAUAGAACUGUUGAACUGUGUACUGCGUUGAUCAACUUGUUAAGGUGCACAUUGCAAUUUUUUUCAGAACUUUUUUUUUUUUUAGAGGCAGACACCCUAAGUUGGACUUAUUCACAUGUAUCAUUUGGAGAAUUUCCAAUAAAUGUCACUGCUGCA
This is a messenger RNA of Podarcis muralis (Common wall lizard), 6328 nucleotides long. RefSeq names its product TBC1 domain family member 4 (gene TBC1D4). NCBI's taxonomy places the organism in Eukaryota, Metazoa, Chordata, Lepidosauria, Squamata, Lacertidae. The record is from RefSeq and is a predicted model, not a curated record.